Messenger RNA from Thecamonas trahens ATCC 50062, 555 nucleotides. Its product is annotated as 2OG-Fe(II) oxygenase family Oxidoreductase. Lineage: Eukaryota; Apusomonadida; Apusomonadidae. Gene Ontology annotation, molecular function: procollagen-proline 4-dioxygenase activity; L-ascorbic acid binding; iron ion binding. The transcript has a single exon. Gene Ontology annotation, biological process: peptidyl-proline hydroxylation to 4-hydroxy-L-proline. The coding region runs from base 1 to 555 and encodes 184 amino acids. The record is from RefSeq and is a predicted model, not a curated record. Gene Ontology annotation, cellular component: endoplasmic reticulum.
AUGCCGGAUGUCCGGACAAACAUGCGGCUGAUGUUUGAGGCCAGCGAUGAGUUUCUGGCGGCCAUCGCACAACGAAUCUUUGCGCUGCUUCCCGAGACGGUGGACGCACGACCGCCGCCUGGCGAGAGCAAGACAAGCGGGUCGUGGCGGCUGAUGCCCGCAGGCGAAGCGAUGCUCAACAACCGUAUCCGGCUGUACCGAUACGCGCGCGAUGAGGUCUUCCUCCCACACUUUGAUGGCGCCUAUCCGCGAAGUGCUCGCCAGGUCAGCAUGCUCACCUUUCUCAUCUACCUCGGUGGCGGGCUCGAAGGCGGUGAGACGACGUUCUACCCAGAAGGGCGGACAUCGUUUGCAAGCGAACCCGGCGAGGUGGAGCCGAUUAAGGUUGCACCGGCAGCAGGGCGUGCGCUGUUCUUUGAGCACGGACCAUGCUACGCCUCGCCGUUCCACGAGGGCACCCCGCACACCACCGAUGGCGUCUACAAGUAUGUGUUCCGAUCGGAUGUGAUGUACGAGUGGGAAGCGACCCACAGCGAGGCGGACAAUGAGAACUGA